Molecule: messenger RNA, 6099 nt
Organism: Dermacentor andersoni
Lineage: Eukaryota; Metazoa; Arthropoda; Arachnida; Ixodida; Ixodidae
Product: putative nuclease HARBI1
Source: RefSeq, a predicted model, not a curated record
UUUCACCCGCUCUGUUUCGUCGAGGCGUGCUUGUGACGUGGUCGCAGCCAAUGGGAUUUGAGGCGCUGUUUCGCUGAGACGACAGACGCCGGCUUUUUUGCUCAAUGGGCCAUUUGACGCUUUCGCAUAAAUAAUCGCUACAGAAUAAUGACGAUGUGGUUAUGUUGAGCUCGCGUUCACGCUUCAUCUGCACGGACCGCCCUACCUGUGUACUUUUGGUACUGGGGCCAAUUCUGUACCAUGCAAUACACUCAGCCAUGGAGCACCCGCAACGAUGAUACGAUAGGCAAAAAACACUGUGCUUUAAACAUGCACCCAUAGAGUGCCCCAAUAUUGCAACCAGCCGAUCCGCGCAUAGUGAAGCAUCCGCAUGGCCGCGUUUGCCACGUGGCCGUGCUAUGCGAGUGUAUGGCUGAUAUAUUAAUUGAGUAAUCGAAAGACUGGUUCCGAAUGCAUUUACUAACCAAUUUGAGUCCACGGCACUUUUAUGUGCUGCUUUGAAUAACUGCGUGUGGUACAGGGGUUCCCAUAGUUGCCCAAUGCAUGUGGCGCAUACUUUAGCAGCAGCGCUCGGCGUGUUUCGACUAAAGCAAUUUCAUUUCAAUCCUGCUCGCCACUCAUGGCGGCUGUAGCUGCUUAUUCGCAACUCCAGCAAUUCAUGCGACACCUAGCGGCAGUAGGGAGAAACGCCAUACAGAGGUCCAGUCGCCGUGUGAGCCGUAGAGGCUGCUGUCGCGGACGGAAGGAUGGAGCUGCUAGCAAAGAAAAAGCGAACGGCCAAGCAGCUCUGCUGUGUUCCUCGGUGCGUGUCAGCGAGAUGGAAGGACAGCGAUAUUUCCGUUCACGCAUUUCCCUCCGAGUCGAAAGGCUGAAGCCGUAGGACCAGGUGGAUCGCUAGCCUCCGCAUCGGCAAGGCUGUGACGCUGACAAUGACUGUUUGCUCACGGCAUUUUGCACGGGAUAAUUUCUUCUUACCAGAUGUAGCAUGCCAAAGAUGGCGGCUGAAAAAAAUGCAAUACCAACUGAAAACCUGCCAAGGACGUCAUGUUAUGAUGAGAACAAGGAUGCUCAUAUGAAAGAGCUUUCACUGGCAAGACUUCGCUGACGUGCAUAUCGGUCAGCCAGAAAUGAAUCAAGCAAAGAAACUGCUGCCUCCCCAUUAGAAGCAAAGGUGUUGCCCCAUGCACCUGUCGGCACGACCACCAUGGUAACAUGGCUGCCUGCAACUUGUGCACACAUUGCUUCACCACUAAUUCCUUGGGAUUAAACUCUGACAUUGCAGGACGAUCUCCCAUCCCCUGACAGCAACAGCAUGGACCAAUAAGUGACAAAGGAAAUAUGGUAAUUUCUUUUUGUAUAUGUAUGCGUUGUGGUAGCUGUCUUUACUUAAACGGUGGCAUGCUUUCUAGAUUUACAUUGUAAAAGCAUUGUAGCACGUGGUGUCUGAUGGGUGCACAUUAACUGCAACUUGUGGACACAUUGCUUGUGGAUCUUGCUUUUGUUUUGUGACAGGAAUGUGCUUGCCAACCUGGCCCCCGGACAUUCAUGGCAGAGUACUCAAGAGAAGAAAAAGACGUGGCAAAUUUCCUACUAGAAAUGGCUUCAGGGACAAGGCUUACAGAAAGCAAGGCUGUCCAAGUGACAUCGGGUACUUUUCCACAGAAGUUUGUGAACACGAUAAAUAGUAGCAACGUAAAUACAUUCACAGGCUUGCCAUCAUUCGAUGUGCCAUGGCUGGCGACAUUGCAAGUAGCCUGCAUUGCAUAGAGGCAUUUGUGCAUGUGUCCUUGGCUCCGUCAAAGCGUGGCGGCCUUGAGAGUAAGGGCAUGCGGUCUUCUGUUUGGAAAUCCAGCAUUUUUUAUGACACUCAGCCAUUUCAUACUUUUCAGACACGAUCGUUGCCAUGUGAUCUACAUGCUGCACUUGUUUGCAUUGGCCAAACCUGAAGACUUCAACUUCAACACACUUUUUGUAAAUUAGCAAUGCACAUUCUUUUGCAACUUGUAUUCUUCAUUGAAGUGCUGAUUUACGCUACACAUUCUGAUGCAAGUUUUCAUCUUAUGGUAUUCCAAGAUAUUUGCAGUUCACUUACAGUCUGUGUGCAUAGAGUUGUGGUUAUUCUUCAAUGGCUGUUUGUUGUCCCUUGCCUUACUUGUAUUCUUUCACAAAAUAAACCACAUGCACUCAAUUUUUUGUUCGCUCUACUCAGUGUCAAGGUGUUUGCCUCAUACGUUUUACUCCAGCCCAUUUUUGUUGCACUUUUUAGCAUAUGAGGGUAUAUCUUGCCAAACAGAACAUGAGAAGUAACAAGGAACAGUGUCAAACCUGCAUACAAUGAGUAUUUAAAAAGUUUGGCCACCAGAGUUGAGUACCCUGAAAGAAUGGUUUGAUUCAAAUGACCCCAGCUGGUAUAUGUACCAUAAUUUAUGCUUCUUCCCAAUUUGUUGAAUACAGUGCAAAUGGCUGUCCUGGGAAGCAUAACUAAACCACCGGUAAUACAUGAUGGGGAGACACUUGUGCAGACUUAACAUCAGUGAAUGAUAAUUAUUGACCUCCAGAGAGCAUAUAGAGCUGUCCUUACUAUCAACAUAUCAAUAAAUGGAAAGUAGGUGACAUAAAAGUUUAACAUGCACUUAAAGCACCUAACAAACACUUUAAGGGGCACUGAAACGCUUCCGACUGAUCAUAGUGACCUCACUACAAAAGGACAUCGCCUGCUGCAAAAUUUUUCGUAUCAUUGAAGUGUAAGCAGAAUUAGUAGUUAUUGCACCGAUGCAUUGCUUUCUCCUUUCGUCUCGGCUAGUGUGCUGGAAGCUACACAGUGCAUGGCAAGGGAGCAAGGUCCUGCUCAAGUUUCUUUUUUUUUUUUUUUUGACACAUUGCUACUUGUGGUUCAGGCACGCGUGGCACUCUCUAAACGCGAGAUGGACGCCUGGAACUACAUCACUUUGGGACCAAUCAAUACACAUGGCUGUCUGAUCGUCCUGCGAACAGGGCUUGUGGUGGUCGUGGUAUCUAUAUUAUGCAGCAUGCCAGUUUCAGGGCCCUUUUAAGAAGGGCACAAACAAAGACAAUAAAAGUUGGUUUCAUGAGUUCUGCCUGAGUCGCCACUGAUAUCAUGCAGUUGCUCGUGCACAACUUGUGAAACAAUAACGUAUAAGCCAUAGGAAACGAACAGUCAUGUCGGCAAAAAAAAAAAAAAAAGCAGGAUAUGUAUUGUGAUAGGUAAUCUCAAGCGCCACAGCACAAGGUGAAGCUAAGUUGCAGUUUGGCACAUAAUAGCACAUAAUAGGAUCUCUUCUGCUUACAACGGUGCACGCACAUGAACAUUUCACUUUAUACAAUUUUUGCAAUAUGAACAGCAUUGAAACGCAAUGUAGAGAUUAAACAUUAAAGGGACUGACAACUACACCAAAUGUGCCAGGAUAAGGUGCCAGGAGAAACAGCCGAGAUGUGCUUGCACUUUUGCGACAAUCCAGCAGUGCACGAGCACUUAGCCUCCACGAUCGAUGGGUCCCGGAAUGUGUCGGUGAUUCUCACCACGAUCUCGUGCGGGUCCGCUGUCACGCCGGAGGUUUGCACACACGCGCGACCACUUCUACUUCAUUACUCACUGUACCACUGGUACCGACUAAAAUGAGGUGCUCGGCGUCCACUACCCGUUCUCCCUCCACAAAACAGCGUGAAUUAACAUCGCACUGCAAGAAACUUAGGGUGCGAUCUUGUACGCGUUCCAAAAUAGAACGGAGGCGGACCGUUCCAUCGAGCCGCACACGAUUGGUCAAUUUGAACCGCGACGAAUGCCAUGACGUCAAUUGUCACGUGAGCCGUGACGUCUUGCUGCUCAUAAUUAUUCCGUGUCGUCUGCUAACGGACGAACGCCACGGAACGGACGGAGAGUCCGUCCGGAGCGAUAGAACGGAUUAGAACGGCUACCAGACGGCUUGGAUUGGAUUAGAACGUAAGUGCUUGGAACAGUUAGCAUCUUUCGUAUCCGGGUCGAUCCGAUUCCGCGUUCCAACAGUUGGAGAACAUGGCGUUUUUCUCUGCCGUGCCUUUUCGUGUCGCCUGUGCGGCUGCUGCAGUCGCGCAGAGACGACGACCCGAGGUAGAUGAUGCAUUUGAAGAGUUGACGGAAGAAGAGUUCCGACAGUAUUUUCGUCUGUCCAAACGAACAGUGCGUAGCUUGUGCGACGAGCUUGACCCUAUCAUUGGAUGCCAGCGAGCCAGUGGCCUUUCUACAGAAAGGAAGGUGUUGUGCGCGCUGCGAUUCUUCGGCACCGGAAGCUUCCAGAGGAGCGUUGGUCGCGAGGAACACGUAGGCAUGGCACAAUCGGCCGUGAGCAGCACCAUUCACGAGGUGACGGAGGCCAUCAUUUCCGUGUCUGCCCGGCGAAAGUUGGUGGACUUUCCAUUAACACCGGCUGCCAAGGAUGAGGCAAAGGCGGCGUUUGCGCGACGCGGCGCCAUUCCAGGCGUGCUAGCGUGCGUCGAUGGCACAUUGAUCGCCAUUAUGAAGCCAGAAGGACUCAGCCCGGCUGACACGGCGAGCUUCAUGUCGAGAAAGGGUUAUUACGCCCUGAACGUCAUGGUCGUUUGCAAUGCGGAACUUCGCAUUCUUGUUGUAGACCCCCGGUUCCCUGGUUCGUGCCAUGACUCUUGGGUGUGGCAGCGUAACCCGCUGCGUGCACGCCUAGCCGCACAACUGCAGCCUGGCGAGUAUCUGCUUGGAGACUCAGGAUAUCCUCUCGAGCCAUGGCUGCUUGUUCCAGUACCUGGCAGCCAUGCCGGCACCACCUCUGAAGGCCACUACAACCAGGAGCACGCAUCCAUGCGCAAUGUUGUGGAGAGAUGUAUCGGGGUGUUGAAAAGCAAGUUCCGCUGCUUGCAGCGCUUUCGGACUCUGCUGUACAGCCCCGAUAGAGCAGCGCGAAUCAUUUAUGCAUGCGUUGCUCUCCAUAACAUUGCCUUGGAGGCGGGCGACUGGACAUUGGAGGAUUAUGGUGGGGAAGUGCCACCAGCUGAGGAGCCAGAGGAGCCAGGAGACAUCCAGGUGCUGGCACCACAAGACGUGUUCCUCAGAGGAAGGCAGCAGCGCAGCGCAGUUGUCAACCUUUUCUGAAGGACACAGGAAUGGUGCUCAGUGAUGUCCUGCGCUAUGGCGCGCACCUGCUCCAGGAUCCCCUCCUGGGCUGCUGCCGUCCGCUCUGCCGCGACAGCGAGGCGGGUCGUGGAGGCCUCGAUUCUGCGCAGCACCUGGAAUGAAUAAUCAUGGUGGAACUGUUCGCAUCAGUUGCUGAUUACUCGCAACCAGCUCACGGCUGCAAGCUGCUGUUGUGAAGAAUUGCAACGUGCACAACGAUUCCCUCUCUGCUGAAGAGCCACUGGCCUGAUGGCAUCCUUUGGCAGUGUCAAGCGUCGCGUACAAGCUAUGCCCUCUUCGUUUGGACAGACAAAGACCUGCUGGAACUACUCUUCCGUCAUCUACUCUAAUGCAUCUCUCACCAUCAAACAGCCCUUUUCAGGGCUAACCAACUUUUCGUCCGGCGGCUGAUCGUUGGCAAGACACGUUACCGAGCCCUCUAUACAACGCAUAUUUCUUGUUUACAUCCCAAGCUGAUUUGUUUUUCAGAUUCAUGAUUUACUUAUAACAAAGCAUAAAGAAUAUUUAUGUCCUUCAUGUAAAAUGACACCAAAGGGCCUACCAACCUGCAGCACCUCGUCGCCCUGUUCCAGGCUGCGGGCGCACUGCGACGACAUCGUCGUCAGGGUAUCCACCCGUCGCGGUCGCUGUCGACGUGGUGGCCGAACAGGGUGCUGCAACACUGAAAACAUACAGCAUUUUCUACAGUUGCACUGCAUGUUAUGGUACGAAUAAAAGUGGCUAUGGCCAUGUUAUGGCUUAUUGGGCUAGUUCAGUGAAAUACAAGAGCUCAUUUUAUUUAACAGCUUGAGGAUCAAUAACUUACCAGGUGCAGCGGCCACCCUUUCGGCAGGCGCCGCGCCGCGCGGUGGAUCCUCUGCCGCUGUAGAGUAAACACAUUAAUGUUUACGAACUGCACACACAAUUGGCGAUAAUUAAAACACUCAUUCCUCUGA